UCAUCUUUCCUCUAUAUAAACCACCCUCCAACUCCCAAACUUUCAUCAUCAUCACCAUUAUCAAAAACCCUAACAAAAAAACAUGUCCAUCACCAAGUUUCUUUUGGUUUCUUUUUCUUUAUCUUUGGUUUUAGGCAUUGCAUGGAGCUUUGAUUUCCACGAAAAAGAGCUUGAAACGGAGGAUAGUUUAUGGGAUAUGUAUGAGCGGUGGAGGAGCCACCACAAGGUGGCGGCAAACCACCACGAGAAGGAGAGGCGGUUCAACGUGUUUAAAGCCAACGCGUUUCAUGUUCAUGAAACUAACAAUAUGGACAAGCCUUAUAAGUUGAAGCUUAACAAGUUUGCAGACUUGACUAACCAUGAGUUCAAGACCAUGUUUGCGGGUUCAAAAGUGAAGCAUCACAGGAUGUUGCAAGGGGAUCGAAUUGGCAACAAGACGUUCAUGUAUGCUAAUGUCGAUUCUGUCCCUACUUCAGUUGAUUGGAGAAAGAAAGGGGCUGUCACCCCGGUCAAGGAUCAAGGGCAAUGCGGAAGUUGUUGGGCGUUUUCAACCAUUGUGGCAGUUGAAGGAAUAAAUUACAUCAAAACAAAGGAGUUAGUGUCGUUAUCUGAGCAAGAGCUUGUCGAUUGUGACACUAAAGAAAACCAAGGGUGUAACGGAGGGUUAAUGGACUUGGCGUUUGACUACAUAAAAAAGAUCGGAGGUCUAACUAAAGAGGAUAACUACCCUUACAUGGCCUUAGACGGGAAGUGUGAUCCUAAAAAGAAGAAUGCUCCGGUGGUAUCAAUCGAUGGGCAUGAGGAUGUACCAAAAAACAAUGAGAAAGCACUAAUGAAAGCAGUAGCCAACCAGCCUGUUUCUGUUGCCAUUGAUGCUGGUGAACAAGAUUUCCAAUUCUAUUCGGAGGGAGUUUUUACGGGAAAGUGUGGAACAGAGUUGGAUCACGGGGUGGCAGCCGUGGGAUACGGGACAACUCUAGAUGGAACCAAAUAUUGGAUAGUGAAGAACUCAUGGGGAGCAGAAUGGGGAGAGAAGGGAUACAUUAGGAUGCAAAGAGGAAUAUCUGAUAAAAGAGGACUUUGUGGCAUAGCAAUGGAGGCCUCUUAUCCUAUCAAGAAAUCUUCUAACAACCCCACAUCAUCCACCAAAGAUGAACUCUAAAUUACACAAAUUCUCACACACAUACACUACUAAUUAUACCUUUUCUUCAUUAAAGAUUAUAGAAUUAUCUUCGAUGUAAUGAUAGCACUUUUAUGGCAUAAGAUCAUCGAAUAAAGAUUUAUAUUCCAAAAUCCACAAUUUCAAUAGCAUAAGCAUAGAUGUUUAACAAUUAUUGAACAAACAGACACGAUUGUACAUUUGAAAGCAAAUAAAGACGAUCAACAUAUGUCCUUUUUAUUAGUCUGAGUUUCUGUAAAAACAUACUUUGUCAUCCGUAGCACCUGAUGGGGUCGUUGCAUCCCUUUCUAGCACUCUGUUUAGAUCCUGAAAGUUCACCCUUUUCGAGGUAUUGUUGGUGGUACUCCUCCGCUCUGUAGAAAGUUUUGGCC
Lactuca saligna is the source of this 1551-nucleotide messenger RNA. NCBI's taxonomy places the organism in Eukaryota, Viridiplantae, Streptophyta, Magnoliopsida, Asterales, Asteraceae. The record is from the annotation of a GenBank genome assembly.